CUUCUGUAUAACACUGCUGUUUUUUCCCAAUAAUAGGCUGCACUCAAAUGAUGCAGGCAGGACCACCACGCAUUUUAGAAAAGUCAGUCAUAGGUUGUCCUUUUGAUGUCAGCUGAUCGCCAUCCUGAGAUUGUCGCACAGUUUAAAAACACUUGAUCGACAUUGACCAACCCAUUUGCAACCCACGCAACUACCACCAUGACGGACGUUUUUAAGCUCGAUCUCGACACUCCCACCUACAAAGGAACGGUCUCUGUGAACACUGGACUAUUCAUCGAUGGCAAAUUCGUGAAUCCGGUUAAGGAUGACUCAAAGAUUGAAGUCGUGAAUCCAGCUACCGGGAAGGUUAUCACAUCUAUAUCAGCCGGAUCGGAGAAAGAUGUUGACAUCGCAGUCCAGGCUGCUCUCAAGGCGUACAAAACAUCCUGGGGUCUCAAAGUGCCAGGAACAGAACGAGGAAGAAUAUUGAAUAAACUCGCAGAUCUGAUUGAGAAAAACACGGACGAGAUUGCAGCUCUGGAGAGUUUGAAUGUUGGGAAGCCCUACUUGGUGUCGAAGCAUAUGGAUAUUCCAAAUACCGUUUCAACUUUCCGCUAUUACGCUGGAUGGGCCGAUAAGAUACAAGGGAAGACGAUAGAGACAAAUGAAAGCAAGUUUGCAUAUACCAGACACGAACCGUACGGGGUUGUGGGUCAAAUCAUCCCGUGGAACUUCUCUGCCAGCUCGUUAGCAAUAAAGCUCGCACCGGCCCUUGCCACCGGCAAUGUUUGCGUACUGAAGCCUUCGGAAGUCUCUCCAUUGACCGCUCAGAAAAUUGCGGGUCUCCUCAAUGAAGCCGGUAUUCCUCCUGGUGUCGUGAACAUCAUCAAUGGCUACGGCAAUACCGUGGGAGCAGCGAUCUCUUCUCACCUCAAGAUCGCCAAGGUCGCGUUCACGGGGAGUACCCUUACCGGAAGGAAGAUCCAGGAAGCAUCAGCGAAAUCGAAUUUAAAGGUUGUUACGUUAGAGCUCGGUGGAAAAUCGCCCAACAUCAUUUUCGAAGACGCUGAUUUCGAACAGGCUGUCAAGUGGGCUGCAAUGGGGAUCUACUUUAACUCGGGUCAGGUCUGUACCGCGGGGUCACGAAUCUUCGUUCAAGAGUCCAUCUACGACAAGUUUGUGAACGCGUUGAGGCAGGCCGCCGAGACGCGAACUACCCAAAUCGGGGAUCCAUUCGACCAGGCGACGCAACAUGGUCCUCAGGUGUCCCAGAUUCAGUUUGACCGUAUCAUGCACUAUAUCGAUUCUGCCAAAAAUGAUGGCGCCAACAUUCUUAUCGGUGGGGAUCGCCACGGAAAUGAAGGAUUCUUCAUUCAGCCUACGAUCGUCACGGAUUGCAAGCCUGAUAUGAAGAUAGUUCGAGAGGAGGUUUUCGGUCCUGUUGCUGCUGUGAUCAAGUUCAAGACUGAGGAAGAGGCCAUCGAGAUGGCUAAUGACACCUCGUACGGACUCGCUGCUGCUGUGUUUACGGAAAACAACAGUAGGGCUAUUAGAGUCGUGCAUGCGCUAGAGGCUGGAAAUACUUUCGUCAAUUGCUACAAUGCGAUUGACAUCAAUGUUCCAUUUGGGGGAUACAAACAGUCAGGAAUUGGGAGGGAGCUUGGAGAGUACGCUCUGGACACAUACACCCAAGUGAAGGCGGUACAUGUUAACUUGGGUCUCAAGCUUUGAUCUGACUUGUAGCUUGAGGACCUUGGCUUAUCUGCGGCUAAGGAUCAUGUCAGGCUAGCAGUUUGCGAAACUCGGGU
Molecule: messenger RNA, 1787 nt
Organism: Marasmius oreades (fairy-ring Marasmius)
Lineage: Eukaryota; Fungi; Basidiomycota; Agaricomycetes; Agaricales; Marasmiaceae
Exons: 16
Coding region: 199-1710 (503 amino acids)
Molecular function (GO): aldehyde dehydrogenase (NAD+) activity
Source: RefSeq, a predicted model, not a curated record